Molecule: messenger RNA, 1482 nt
Organism: Monoraphidium neglectum
Lineage: Eukaryota; Viridiplantae; Chlorophyta; Chlorophyceae; Sphaeropleales; Selenastraceae
Product: Cu2+-exporting ATPase
Exons: 4
Coding region: 1-1482 (493 amino acids)
Biological process (GO): copper ion homeostasis
Cellular component (GO): membrane
Molecular function (GO): nucleotide binding; copper ion binding; P-type divalent copper transporter activity
Source: RefSeq, a predicted model, not a curated record
AUGCGCGCCACCCGGGUGGGCGGCGGCACCGUGCUGGCCGGCAUCGCGCGGCUGGUGCAGGAGGCGCAAGCCAACAAGGCGGCCAUACAGCUGCUGGCAGACAAAGUCGCGUCCUGGUUCGUGCCCGUUAUCAUCGCCCUGGCGGCGGCCACUUUUGCCACCUGGGUGGCCCUGGGCGCAGCAACCCACCGCCUCGAGCCGCUGCCGCCCGGGGUGUCGCCGCCGCUGCUGGCGCUGCUGCACGCGGUGUCGGUGCUCGUCAUCGCCUGCCCCUGCGCGCUCGGGCUCGCCACGCCAACUGUUGCCAUGGUCGCCACUGGCGUUGCGGCCAAGCUCGGUAUCCUGAUCAAGGGCGCCGCCGUGCUGGAGCAGGCGCGCGGCGUGGGCACCGUCGUGUUCGACAAGACAGGCACGCUCACCCGCGGCCAGUGCAGCCUGCUGCGCGUGGUGUGGUUCUCAGCCGACGGCGGCAGCGACGACGGCGAGGGAGAGGCCUGCGGUGAGGUCUGCGGGGACGAUGGCCGCAGCGGUGGGGCGCGGGGCGGGGCGCGGCGGAAGGUUAUCCAGCUGAUUGCGGCGGCGGAGGCGGGCAGCGAGCACCCGCUGGCGCGGGCUGUCGCGGCGUACGCAGAGUCGCAGCUUAAGAAGGAGCCGGGCGGCGACGCCGCCGCCGCUGCUGGUGGUGGUGGUGGUGGUGGCGAUGAUGUUGCCAUCGUCGACGAUGAUGAAGCGCCACCGCUGCACGUUGAGGCAGUCGAGGCCGCCCCCGGCCGCGGCAUCAAGGCCCUUGCGCCCGCAGCCUGGCGCGCCGUCGCCGCUGCGGCCGUCGCUGCCGCAGCCGCCGAGCCGGACGCGCCGCCGACGUCGGCGGUGUGCGACCAGGCCGCAGCGGGGCUGGCGGCUCCGCCGCGGCCCGCCGGCGGCAGCAGCUGCUGCAAGCGCGUGUCGGCGCCACCGCCGUCGCAGCCGUCGGGGCUCGCGGCCUCGGCGGGGCAGGUCGGGGUGUAUGUCGGCAACGCGGCAUGGAUGCGCGAGUGUGGUGUUGCGCUGCCGCAGGCGGCACUGGACCGCGUGGCGGCUCUCGAGGCGUCUCUGGGCGCGACCGUGGUGGUCGCCGCCGUCGGCGGCGCCGCGGUCGCGCUGCUGGCGAUCGCGGACGAGACGCGGCCCGAGGCGGCGGGCGUGCUGCGCGCGCUGGAGCGGCGCGGGGUGGAGGCGUGGAUGGUCACGGGAGACAGCAGCGCGUACCGUCGUAUGGUGUUCAACUUUGCUUGGGCCUACGGCUACAACACCCUCGCCAUCCCGCUCGCCGCCGGCGCCCUGUACCCAGCUACCCACCAGCUGCUGCCCCCCUGGAUCGCUGCGCUGGCGAUGGCAGCCAGCAGCGUCAGCGUCGUCUGCAGCGCGCUGCUGCUGCGGCUGCACCGGCCGGCGGCGGACGCGGCCGCACUGAGGGCGGCCGGCGGGGGCCGCGGCGCGUGA